Cyclospora cayetanensis is the source of this 2334-nucleotide messenger RNA. RefSeq lists its product as uncharacterized. Lineage: Eukaryota; Apicomplexa; Conoidasida; Eucoccidiorida; Eimeriidae. The transcript has 9 exons. The annotation marks the transcript as partial. The record is from RefSeq and is a predicted model, not a curated record.
UCCAGCAGCACGAGCAGCGUGCUGCUCGUGCUGCUGGACUUCGAGUCUCCCCAGCUGGCAAGGCAUCUAAAGAGCUGUUAUGCACCAGCGCUGCGAGGAUCCCGCUGCCCGCCGCUUCUGAUGCAGCAGCAGCACAAGCGUGGUUCGGAGAGCUGUGUGCACUGGGAAGUAUCGGCUGCAGCAACAGAAGAAACAGCCGUGCCCCCAGAACAAGGCUCGCAGGAAGUCACAACGUCGUUGCAGCAGCACUUUCUCUGGAUCCGUAGCUAUCGGUCCGCGUUGCUGUACAUGUUGCGGCAGCUGUUGGAGCAUUAUCACAUCGCUUUCCCAGCACUUGCUGCCGUGCAGCCUCCCUGUGCAGCGGCCACUGGCGUCGCCGCUGCACAGGCAGCCGCUGCAGUGACAUCUUCCAGAUUGCCACUGAACGUCCUCUACAGAGCUGCAGUCUGCGUAGCCAUAACGGGCCUGCAGCACGCUGCAGCUGCCACCGCACUGCAUGCACUGGCAUGCGGGGUUGCAGGUGCAGCAUCGCGGGUGUGGCUCCGCGGAGUUGCUCUGGCGCUGGAGGCGGAAGCUGCUCUUGUUGUUGCUGCUGUCGAACCCGCAUCCGUAUGGUCAAAGGCAGGAGCGGCUGAAGAACGGCGAGUUGCCGCAUUCGGCCUUGCAGUACGAAAGGCCUUCUCGUGCUGGAGGGAGUGUCUCUUGCAGCUGCAGCGACACCGCAGCAUCUGGCGCAUGCAGCAGCCACGCAGCUGCAGUAGCCUCCCGCCGCUGCCGCCGCUUGCGCUUUUUAUCAAGGGCCGCAUGCAGCUGGCCUCGUUGUUGCACUCCUUCGCUGCCUUCUGCCUUGGGGCCCUCCAUGACGCAAACGUCUACAGCUGCCAAAACAACGCGUCCAAUGAUGAAGCACGCGAUGCUGGAGAUGCCGCUGUUUCGAGGUCAGCAGACAAUGUGGUUCAGGUUGCAUCCAGCAGUGCUGUUCAUGGUACUGCGUCGGCUGCUGCGGCAGUAGAAGACGCGACCUUUGCCGUCAGAUGCCAGGAGCUGGAGAAACUGCGCCAGUCUGCGAGAGCAGCCCUGCAAAAUUUCCAGAUGCAGCUCAAGCUGAUGCAGAGCUGCUGCCAGACGAGCAAGCGGCUGCUCUUGCUGCAGUGCUGCUGCUGCCGCACGGUUCGCAUUCUUGCGUCCUUUUGCCUGCUGCACCUGCUCCGCCGGAAGCAGCUGCAGCUGCAGAAGCAGCAACAACAGCAGCAGGUACCCUCUGUAAGUCUCUUCAUGAAAGAAGAAAGCGCUACUAGCAGGAGCAGCAAUGACAAUGCGUUGGUGCUGCAGCAGGCACUGAUUGAGUUAGAGGAGGCAGCGGCAGAGCUUCUACAGCCACUGCGAGGAGUCUUUUGCAGCGGCGAUAUCAGGACUGUCGAUCUGCGAGGUCUCUGGCUUUGUGCAUGUGCGGAGUCUCCCGCCGCAGCAAAGCAGCGCCUGCUUGCUGCAAGGCGUGGCGUGUCAGACUCAGAGGGCGCAGCUUUACAGACGGGGGGUGCCAUAAUAGAGGCUCGAGGCGGAGGAGCAGCAGCAAGCGGACUGCCUAAAGAUCUGGUGCAGUGGAUCCUUCGGCUGCUGCAGCAGCUUAUUUGCUGCAGUUGGCCACUGCCUCCUCGCGUCUUCUCCGCCGCGCCGCAUCCUUGGAUUGCUGCUCAAGCCAUAGUAGAGGGAGAUACUGCAUCUCGUCGCUCAGGGGAAGUGCUGCCGGUGGUCUCCGUGUAUGCGGAAAUGCGAGGGGCCCUUGCUGAGGUCGUCCAAUCGUGGCGUUGGCUGGAAUUGACGUACUGCUUCGUGGGGGGAAGAGGAGAGGUCCAAGACGAGCUCGUUGCGAUGUGGCUGCCACAGAGCGACCCUGGUGAGUCUCCUGCCGCUGCAGGGUUCGCCGGGAUUGCCUUUUGUGCUGAUGUCGCUGCGCCGGAGAUCCGGCCGGCAGUUGGACGAAAUGUAGAUGGGGCACAACCAGAGACUAAGGGUGGCGAGCCGGCAAAGGUGGACGAGCGGCAUGAACUGCACCGUGUCCUAGUCCCCGUCCUACACCCCUUCAAUCGCAGCGACCGACUCGAUCUUCGGGGCAAGGGAGCAGAGCGAGGAUCGAGUUCAGCAGGUCCGGGAAGCCAAUGGCUAACUUCGCCGGUGGUGCGACACCGCUGCUGCCUCUCCGCUGGAUUCAGCAAUCUGCGGUGCAUCACUGUAGAAGCGCGGCCGCUGAACAGCCGCAUGAUGCCUCUAGGGGAAACAACGCGUGCUAGCGUCGCUGCAGACCAGCCAGAGCUACAAGCUCUCGACCUCUGA